GUGGCCUCUCAGGUUUGCACGCUGUUUCUGAUCAAGUAGUGUCUGACCCUUCUAACAGAUCGCCGACUCGCUCUUAGAACGCAAACCGGGGGCAGUCGUCGACUUGAUUCCGGACCUCUCUGUGGGAACACUGUCUGCAAUUGGACAAGUCGCCGUGGGCCGCUCGAUGGAGGAUCUCGAUCCUGGGUUGAAUGAAGCUCUUUUUGGUGUAUUAUCGCUCGCCUCAAGAUUUGGAUAUCCACAGUUCCUGAUUGAGGAACUCGCAUCGCAUCUGCCGGCGUCCUUCCUGAACUGGCUGUUCAGCAAGGCUCCUCUGCGCAUGUUCGCCGUGACCCGACGAACCAAGGCCCUUUGCUCGGAACUGGGAGAACAAAUCGUCACUGAGUCGACCGCAAGCGAUAAUACCGUCGAAGGGAAUCACUUGUUUGCUAAAAUCUUGGCCGGCAACUCAAGCAAAUCGCUUCCGACGGAUCUUCUCGUUGAUCAGACCAGUAUCUUACUUAUAGCCGGCCAGGAUACGACU
This is a messenger RNA of Mycena citricolor, 523 nucleotides long. The record is from the annotation of a GenBank genome assembly. Lineage: Eukaryota; Fungi; Basidiomycota; Agaricomycetes; Agaricales; Mycenaceae.